Molecule: messenger RNA, 1364 nt
Organism: Aethina tumida (small hive beetle)
Lineage: Eukaryota; Metazoa; Arthropoda; Insecta; Coleoptera; Nitidulidae
Gene: Mettl4
Product: N(6)-adenine-specific methyltransferase METTL4
Exons: 1
Coding region: 72-1121 (349 amino acids)
Cellular component (GO): RNA N6-methyladenosine methyltransferase complex; nucleus
Molecular function (GO): nucleic acid binding; methyltransferase activity
Source: RefSeq, a predicted model, not a curated record
CCUUGUUUGGUGUCCGGCCUAACCGCUUUGUUGGUUAUGUUUAUUGAUUAUUAAUUAUUAGAGCCUUAUUUAUGUUAACAAUUACAACAAUGAGUAUUAUUUUCGAAAAUUCUAAAGCAUGUUUCAUUUCUCAUAAGAAGUAUAUUGAUUCUUUAUAUAAUAACAUAGAUUGUAAACAUAGCUUCCAAUUAAAAGAGGGUUUGUUUGAAAUUUUAACCCCGUAUAAGCAUGCACGUAAUAUUUUAACGAGCGUUAGUAAUUCUUUAGAUAACCAGCUUGAAUUAGAUGCGAAUUACGUUAAAGAAACUUAUGAGAAGUUCAGUAUAGAACUUAUGAAACACAACAUUUUACACAACUCUGAUUCACAAAUCAAAAGCAAUAAGUUUGCUCAAAACAUGGCAGAUCAAGUUUACUAUGAAACUACCAAACAUAAGAAUACAAACUUUUUUGGUGCUAAUCCAGACACUACAACUGUUAAAGAAAUAAAUGCUACAAAAUAUUUAUUUCCUAAAAACUGUCAGUUCUAUGCAUUUGAUAUUCUGGAUAUUGAAAAGCAUCUUAGUGGUAAAAAGUAUGACUUAAUCCUUUUGGAUCCACCAUGGUGGAAUAAAUACAUAAGAAGGAAAAGGAAGAAAUGUGACUUUGCCUAUCAAAUGAUGUACAAUGAGGACUUAAAGAAGAUUCCAGUAAAUAAAUUAUUAAAAGACAAUGGACUGAUUGUUGUUUGGUGUACAAAUUCACCACAACAUUUAAACUCCUUGAUAAAUGAUGUUUUUAAAAAAUGGAAUGUUGAGUUUGUUACAAAAUGGUUUUGGCUUAAAGUGACAAAGUUUGGUGAACCAAUUUGCGGAUUCUCAAAACCACCUGGCAAGCAACCAUUUGAACAGAUUAUAAUUGCUGGAAAAACAAAAUGGAAAGAAGAAGAUAGGAAUAAAGUGAUUGUUAGUUGUCCUAGUGCUAUUCAUUCCCAUAAACCACCUUUAGUUGAAGUCUUAAAGAAGUAUCUACCAGAAAACGCAGAAUGUUUAGAACUAUUUGCCAGAUAUUUACUACCCAACUGGACAUCAUAUGGAAAUGAAGUCAUAAAAUUGCAACAUGAAAGUUUAUUUGAUGUUACUUGAGCAUAAAUAUAUUAUAAUUUUAAACUUUUUGUUUUAUUUAUAACAUUUGGAAUGAAAAUCCUUGAUGUGUAAUAAUACGUUUAUUUAUAAAAUUAUAUUAAUACACAAAUAACUUAACGUUUUCCUCCAACUCUGGGAGCGGCUUUAGCGACGUUCUUCGCAAUUUUCUGUUUGGGUGCUGCCUUAGCCUUAGCUGGGGCUGCAGCUUUCUUUGCGGUCUUAACAGUUUUUUUCUGUUCUUUU